Manihot esculenta (cassava) is the source of this 1990-nucleotide messenger RNA. Its product is annotated as sugar transporter ERD6-like 6. Bases 175 to 1566 code for a protein of 463 amino acids. The transcript has 18 exons. Gene Ontology annotation, cellular component: membrane. Gene Ontology annotation, molecular function: sugar transmembrane transporter activity. Gene Ontology annotation, biological process: transmembrane transport; carbohydrate transport. Lineage: Eukaryota; Viridiplantae; Streptophyta; Magnoliopsida; Malpighiales; Euphorbiaceae. The record is from RefSeq and is a predicted model, not a curated record.
GCGUUACCGAUUCGCGAGUUAUUGUGGUCUUUCUCGUCUGCUCUUCUCACCGGACUUUCUUACCUACUACUACAGUUAUUAUGGUCUUCUUAUGUUCCGUGUCCUUUCGUCUCUUAGACAUUUCCUCAUGCACUCGGAAACCAUUACAACUGAGCUAGAUAAUAAUUACAAAGAAUGAGUUUCACUGAAGAUGCCAUGGGGGAUUUACGGAAACCGUUUCUACACACAGGAAGUUGGUACCGAAUGGGCUCAGGGCAAUCCAGCAUGAUGGACUCUUCUCAGGUCAUUCGAGAUAGCUCCAUCUCUGUUGUGGCUUGUGUCCUGAUCGUCGCUUUGGGUCCUAUACAGUUCGGAUUCACCAACGGCUAUUCGUCUCCAACUCAAACUGCAAUCACCGACGAUCUUGGACUUUCUGUCUCAGAGUUCUCUUUAUUUGGUUCGCUAUCCAAUGUGGGUGCUAUGGUUGGGGCCAUAGCUAGCGGUCAGAUUGCUGAGUAUAUAGGAAGAAAAGGGUCUUUAAUGAUCGCUGCUAUUCCUAAUAUAAUUGGGUGGCUUGUUAUUUCUUUUGCUAGAGAUGCUUCUUUUCUCUACAUGGGAAGGUUGUUGGAAGGUUUUGGUGUAGGAAUUAUCUCAUACACGGUGCCCAUAUAUAUAGCAGAAAUAGCACCUCAGAACUUGAGAGGGGCUUUGGGUUCAGUGAAUCAGCUCUCUGUCACAGUUGGAAUCAUGUUGGCUUAUCUGCUUGGACUUUUUGUUCAAUGGAGAAUACUUGCUGUUUUGGGAAUAUUACCUUGUACAGUCUUGAUACCUGGUCUGUUUUUUAUUCCGGAAUCUCCCCGGUGGCUGGCAAAAAUGGGUAUGACAGAAGAUUUUGAAGCUUCUUUGCAAGUGCUUAGGGGGUUUGAUAUGGAUAUUUCACUUGAAGUGAAUGAAAUUAAGAGGGCUGUAGCUUCAACAAGCAAAAGAACUACAAUCCGGUUUGCAGAACUCAAACGAAGAAGAUAUUGGCUUCCUCUAAUGAUCGGGAUUGGAUUACUUGUCCUGCAACAAACUAGUGGCAUUAAUGGUGUUCUGUUCUAUUCCAGCACCAUUUUUGGAACUGCUGGCAUUAGCAAUAGUAAUGCAGCUACAUUUGGGCUUGGUGCCAUUCAGGUCAUUGCUACUGGCGUAACUACUUGGUUAGUUGAUAAGGCAGGCCGCAGGCUUCUUCUUAUUGUUUCCUCUACUGGGAUGACUCUCAGCCUCCUAUUGGUUGCAGCAUCAUUCUUUGUGCAGGACUUUGUAUCAGAUGAGUCUAGUUUAUAUAAAAUUUUGGGGAUCUUAUCAGUAGUUGGAGUUGUGGGGAUGGUAGUUACCUUCUCUUUGGGCAUGGGACCCAUUCCUUGGAUUAUAAUGUCUGAGAUUCUUCCAAUCAAUAUUAAGGGACUCGCUGGAAGCGUGGCAACUCUUUCCAAUUGGUUACUGUCCUUUGUGGUUACGAUGACUGCAAACUUGCUUUUGAAUUGGAGCAGCGGAGGUUUGGCCUUCUCCUACUCUGUGUAUCAGUGUGUGUGUGCGCGCUCGUGAACGUUUACCAUUUACAUGAUAAUAUGUGCUCUCACUAUUGCAUUUGUGAUUAUAUGGGUUCCUGAGACAAAAGGGAGAACUUUGGAAGAAAUUCAAAGUUCCUUCAGAUAAGGAGGUCUCGUCAUUGUUUACAUUUGAAGAGAGGAUUCGUUUUGUAACUGAAAAAACUCGUCUGCCACAGCAUAGUGUGAUUGUAGGAGAUUUACUUGUAUGUUUAUCCUCACUUGAUACUGUCUGGAAUCUGGAUUCUAAAUCUUGAAUAAGGUGAGACAGCUAUCUUCAUUAGAUAGGAUUAGUAGUGGAGUACGAUAUCUGAAAUUUUUAGUUACUCAGAGAAACUAGCAUAUGUAUUCUGAGUAUUUUUAUGAUGUACUUAGUACUAUUUGAGCAUUUUAGCGAAAUAAAACCAUCUGAUUUGAUGGAU